AUGACCACCCUCACUUUCCGAAGCAAUGUGGAGUUCUUCGAGGUUUUUUCAGGUGAGGCAGCAGUCACCAAGGAGUGGCAGGCAGCCGGCUACAACACAAUGAGUUUCGACAAGCUCUAUGGAGAUGGCAUGGACUUCAUCGGCAGCAAAGGGUUCACGAUUGCUAUGUACGCUGUUAUGAACGAAGUCGUGGAUGCUCUCAACGUCAUAGGUAGGCACAUCGACAAGAACGGCCGGUCCUGCUUCACCGGGAAGAAAGAUGGCCUCAAGAAGUCUGGGCCACCUGGCCACCAAUGCAUGCGCAGAAGCAAGUAG
Molecule: messenger RNA, 315 nt
Organism: Symbiodinium sp. CCMP2592
Lineage: Eukaryota; Dinophyceae; Suessiales; Symbiodiniaceae
Source: the annotation of a GenBank genome assembly